Lotus japonicus is the source of this 1197-nucleotide messenger RNA. RefSeq names its product transcription factor JUNGBRUNNEN 1-like. Lineage: Eukaryota; Viridiplantae; Streptophyta; Magnoliopsida; Fabales; Fabaceae. The transcript is spliced from 3 exons. The record is from RefSeq and is a predicted model, not a curated record. Gene Ontology annotation, biological process: regulation of DNA-templated transcription. The coding region runs from base 99 to 1001 and encodes 300 amino acids. Gene Ontology annotation, molecular function: DNA binding.
GGAGGGUUGUUUACAGCACAAGAAACUUCUUAUCAGUUUGAAAAUCUCCAGUACUGCGGCUGGAAACAAAUAUUUCAAACAAAAAAGAAGAAGAAAACAUGGAUGUGGUUCAGUUACACACUCUAUCUGAAACUGAUGAUAAGAUGAAGGAAGAAGAAGUUGUGCUUCCUGGGUUUAGAUUUCAUCCAACAGAUGAAGAGCUUGUUGGGUUUUAUCUCAAGAGAAAGGUGGGGAAGAAGCCUCUCCGAAUCGAUCUCAUCAAACAAGUUGACAUCUACAAAUACGACCCAUGGGAUCUUCCCAAAGUGAAUUCAGUUGGGGACAAAGAAUGGUACUUUUUUUGCAAGAGAGGGAGAAAGUACAGGAACAGCAUAAGGCCAAACAGGGUGACAAAGUCUGGGUUCUGGAAAGCCACAGGGAUUGACAAGGUCAUAUAUAGUGUUAAAGAACCUCAUCAUCAAAGCAUUGGCCUCAAGAAAUCACUUGUCUACUACCGUGGAAGUGCUGGGAAAGGCACCAAAACCGAUUGGAUGAUGCAUGAGUUUCGCCUUCCACCAAAUAAUCCACAUGAUGCUAAUGCAAGCAAUGACGUUCAAGAAGCUGAGGUGUGGACACUCUGCAGGAUAUUCAAACGUAUCACACCUUACAAAAAGUACACUCCAAAUUUGAAAGACUCAGCAGCCGACACCAAACCAAACCCAGAAACUUCUAUAGACUCUGACAAUUGCAAGUCAUUCAUGCAACAAGUUGAAAUGAAACCCAUUUUUGGAUUUGUUGAUCAAAAUAAACAGUUGCUUCUGGGCCAGUUUGGCUCUGUAGCUCUUCCUGGGGUUCCAUCAACAUUGCCUUACCCUAGCUCAUGGAAUCAGAAUAUUGUUGAGGAUACAAUAUUUGCAAAUCAGAACUGGGAUGAUCUGAGAUCUGCAAUUCAGUUUGCCAAUGAUCCAUCCAAGGUUUAUGAUAAUUUCAUAGAAACAUAUAUACCACCCUACUUUUCUUAGGUUGGAGUCAGAAACUAGAAUAAACUUAGAUUGACUUUGAGUAAACAUAUAUAUAUAGGAGAGAGUUGUCACAUUAUAUGUACACAUUUCGUACGAGAUAUAUAUAUCAUGUAAAAUUUUACAUAUAUCUAUCUAUGUAUAGAUGAGAGACCUUACUAAUAUAAAUAUUAUUUAUAGGCUUAGUUGCACUUUUGGU